Messenger RNA from Polyodon spathula (Mississippi paddlefish), 3042 nucleotides. RefSeq names its product AFG1 like ATPase a (gene afg1la). Lineage: Eukaryota; Metazoa; Chordata; Actinopteri; Acipenseriformes; Polyodontidae. The coding region runs from base 15 to 1433 and encodes 472 amino acids. Gene Ontology annotation, molecular function: ATP binding; ATP hydrolysis activity. The transcript has 13 exons. The record is from RefSeq and is a predicted model, not a curated record. Gene Ontology annotation, cellular component: mitochondrion; cytoplasm.
GUUUUAUAAUAAAGAUGGCUGCGGCCAUGUCGCCCUUGUUUACGGUGAAGUGUUUCAUUCAAUUUUUAAAUAAAGAUAAUAUUUUAUUGCAGCGGAAACUCUUCUCUACAGCCAGGGACACUUUCAAGGACUAUACUGUUCUGACAGCCAAAAGCAUACCACAGCCUGCUGUAGACCAUCGGUCAAUAAAGUAUUCAAGCUUCAGUGGACCAUUGGAACAUUAUGAGGACCUAAUCAGGACAGGAGAACUGAAAGAUGACCAGCAGCAGAGAAUUGUUUUGCAGCAUCUAGAGAAGCUGCAAAAAACCCUAAAGGGCUAUAGUACCAGCCCGGCAAGUUUUCUAUCAAAGCUUUUUACCAAACCCAAACCCCCUAAAGGCAUCUAUGUCCAUGGUGAUGUUGGUACAGGGAAGACUAUGGUAAUGGACAUGUUUUAUUCACAUGUAGAAGUUGAAAAGAAAAAGAGGGUCCAUUUUCAUGGUUUUAUGUUGGAGGUACAUAAACGAAUCCAUCGUCUUAAACAGAGCCUGCCUAAACGGAAACCAGGAUUAAUGUCCAAAUCCUAUGAUCCUUUUGCACCAGUAGCUGCAGAAAUCAGUGAAGAAACCUGCUUGUUAUGCUUUGAUGAGUUUCAGGUCACUGACAUCGCGGAUGCCAUGAUUUUAAAACGGCUCUUUGAAAACCUGUUUCUAAAUGGAGUGGUUGUUGUGGCAACAUCCAAUAGGCCACCAGAAGACCUCUAUAAAAACGGGCUUCAGAGGGCUAACUUUGUGCCAUUCAUUACAGUACUGAAGGAAUACUGCACAACCCUUCAGUUGGACUCUGGGAUAGACUACAGAAAAAGAAGUUUGCCUGCUGCUGGAAAACACUACUACCUCACAAGUGAAGCUGAUGUGGAGGCCGUCAUGGAUAAGCAGUUUGAUGAGCUGGCUCAAAAACAAAAUGAUAUAACUCGACCAAAGAUUUUGAAAGUGCAAGGCAGAGAACUGAGAUUGAACAAGACUUGUGGGACCAUAGCGGACUGCACAUUUGAAGAGCUGUGCGACCGGCCUUUGGGUGCCAGUGACUACUUGAAGAUGUCCACAAUUUUUGAUACAGUGUUUAUCCGCAAUAUACCCCUUCUGAAUUUGACAAAAAAGACCCAGGCCAGGCGCUUCAUCACCCUCAUCGACACCUUUUAUGACAACAAAGUGCGAGUCGUCUGUCUUGCGAAUGGACCUUUGGAUAGAAUAUUUGUUCAUGAUCUCCAUAGAAGUGACGAGGAAUCUCACAGAAUACUUAUGGAUGACCUCGGACUGUGCCAUGAUUCCGCUAGCAAACUUUCCAUUUUUACUGGGGAAGAAGAAAUCUUUGCAUUUCAGCGUACAGUGUCCCGCCUCACUGAAAUGCAGACAGAGCAGUACUGGAAUGAUGGGGACAGGAGCAAGAAAUAACCAGACACCGAGGAUCAAUGGCUUAUUGGAACUUACAAGCAUUGGGGAAACAAAAUUGUUGUGAUUUUAGACAAUGCAAUAUAUUUAUUUUACUUGAUGUCCUCAUUGCAUUUUAGCCAUUGCAGCAUUGAUCUUCCAGGUGUUGAUUGUAUUUUAUAUUUUAAAUACAAAAAUGUUAUGCAAUUGUAUUGUUCUACAAUUAAAUAUUUCUGGAACAUUUGGGGAGGAAUUGCAUUUGAUUUGACAGGUACUGUUAAUGUAUGUUAGAAAAUGCACAACAGGUUUGUUCAUCAGUAUGGUCCUCAAAUCCAGUAAGUUGCUAUUUAAAAAAGAAAACAAAAACAAGCAAAAUAAAAAACUCUGGAUGUGUUUUAAAUGUUAUUUAAAGUUUGGUGCCACACAUUGUACUGGCCACAAGUGAUCAAGAAAAUGAAUCUGGCAGUGUAAUGAUGUGCCUGUCUGUCCAUCUCUAUUUUUGUGAUUAAUUUAAAAUUGUACAUAUUAUUUGAGAUGGAGUCCAGCGCACCCUACUUCAGUUAAUUUUGCUCCAUGAUUGAGAACUUUUUCUAUAUCAAACUCAGUUGUAGCGGAAACUAUUGUCUGUGUGUCACUAAUUUUGUAUCUGCUGUGUCUGGUUACUAACAUAUACUUGUUUUUAAAAGCCAUAUACAAACCUCACAGUUUCAGUAAAGCAGGUUAGCUCUGCAUGUCUUAAGCCCAUGAAACGCAAGGCAACUUUCAGGCAACUACAUCUGGGAAUUAUUGAAGCAGCUAGUACUCUAGGUGGCAUUUUCAAACACUUUUCACCAAGAUGUCCAUAUGAGAACUGCUUGAGAAAGUUACCUUUACUGGUUGUCUCACAAGCUGCCAAAAGAAGUUGGCUGAAAAUCAUUAAGUGCUCCAUUGGACCUUUUACAUAAAUAAUUUAUACCAUCUACAUUUUCUGAAUUCAAACCUCCUUUUACAUGUUCCUUUAUUCUCUACUGUUAUUUCUGCAUUAUUCACCCUGAUACAAAAUGCCAGCACAAUCCACCAGUUUUAAAAGCUGUAUUAAAAAGAAAGAAAGAAAUUACCCAAGGGUAAGGAUAGCAGUGAAAUGGUACUUAAGCUAGUGAAGGGCAGGGAAAUGGAUUUGAUGUCAGGUACUGUCUUUACCAAGUACUCUUUGUUUGUCUGUAGAUAUUUCAACUCAUUAGGUAACUGCUGCCCUCUAGUGAAGGCAUUUAGGAUUUAAAAGAAAGGCAGAUAAAGGGUCUAGCAAUAUUAUGUGCUAAACAUCUAAUAAAAGUGCAAAUUACUGAUGAUAUUUAACAGUACAAUGUUUUUGUUGAGAAUAGUCGAAAGAAGUCUUAACACGAUACACAAAUUAAAAUAACAGUUAAAAACAUCUAUAUUGGUAUGUGACCUAAUUUCCAAUGAAGUAUCAGGCUUCCUAGCACAGCAGCCUAGUACAGUGCUCCCCCUUUAUAAUGUUGUAGUCAGCAGCCAUAGUUAAGAGACCGUGCUGUGCUGAGACUAGUCUUAGUGUAAUGGUAUUAUAGGGCAAAUGGGAGCCAUAAGAAAGUUUACAAACAAUCUUGCUUGUUUGGUUGUUAGUAGCUCAUUGAUC